AUGGCAGACCUCGCAGCGCCGCCCGUCCUCUCGACGCCCGCCGAGCACACCUUCGAGGACCCGACGCCGGCCCCCGAGCCCCCGCCCUUCGCGUCCCGCAGCGACGAUGACCUCUUCGCCAUCUACGAGACCGAGCGCACCGCGCGCGAAAUCACAGAGAAGGGCUGGACCCGCGUCGGCCUGCAGUUCCCCGAUGCCAUGCUCUGCGACGCGACGUGGGUCGUCGAGGCGCUGACCAAGGCCCUCGGCACGCCCGACACCCACAAGGUCUACGUCCUCGCCGACACGUCCUACAGCGCCUGCUGCGUCGACGAGAUCGCCGCCGAGCACGUCGACGCGCAGGUCGUCGUGCACUACGGCCGCUCGUGCCUGUCGCCGACCUCGAGGCUGCCCGUCAUCUACGUCUUCACGCGCCACGCCCUCGACAUCGACCAGGCCGCCGCGGCCUUUGCGAAGGAGUUCCCCGACAAGGACAAGAAGGUCAUCAUCGUCGCCGACGUGACGUACCAAGACCACGUAUCCCCGCUCUUCGCCAGGCUACAAGACUCAGGCUACACGAACCUCCUGCACACCGAAGUCGUCCACAACCCGGCCGGCACGAUCCCGAACCGCAAAAUCGUCGGCGCCUCCGCCGACGAGACCCCCGAAGCCGACCUCGCGCAGUACUCCCUCUUCCACAUCUCGACGCCGCCGCCGGCGCUCCUCCUCGCGUUGCAGACCCGCAUGGCCUCCCUCCACGUCCUCUCCACCGCGAACCUCUCCACAGACGACCCGACGCGGGUGACGAACGCGCUGCUCCGCCGCCGCUUCGCGCGCGUGCUGACGCUGGCGACGGCCGGCGUGGUCGGCAUCCUCGUCAACACGCUCUCCGUGUCCAACUACCUCCCCAGCAUCGACCUUCUACGGCGGCGCAUCGCGGAGGCCGGGAAGAAGAGCUACACCAUCGUGGUGGGCAAGCUGAACGCCGCCAAGCUGGCCAACUUCGCCGAGGUGGACGGGUGGGUGGUCGUGGGGUGCUGGGAGAGCGGGCUGGUGGAGGAGGACGCGGGCUUCUUCAAGCCCGUUAUCACGCCCUUCGAGCUCGAGGUCGCGCUCAAGCCCGAGAGCGAGCGGGUAUGGGGCGUCGAGUGGUGGGGCGGCAUCGAGAAGCUGGACCAUGACGCGGCCAAGCCCGAGGAGGAGGACGACCGCUCCGAGGACGAGUCGGCGCCGCCGGAGUACGACCUGCGCACGGGCAAGCUGGUGAGCAGCCGGCCGAUGCGGAUGCCGGUGCGGUCUGCCAACGAGACGGCCAAGACGAACGGGGAGAGCCUCGCGAAGCCGGGGACGCAGUCGGCGCUGGUGAAGCGGGAGGUGGGCGAGGUGGCCACGAUCAACGGCGUGCUGAGUCCUGGCGCCGAGUAUCUGCGGUCGCAAAGGACGUGGCAGGGUCUGGGGACAGAUUAUGACGAGGAGGCCAGCACGGUCGUCGAGGAAGGCAGGAGUGGUGUUGCGCGUGGGUACACGGUUGGCGAGGACGCCGGCAGGUCGUAG
This is a messenger RNA of Colletotrichum chrysophilum, 1533 nucleotides long. It is a transcript of the gene DPH2, whose product is annotated as Diphthamide biosynthesis protein 2. The coding region runs from base 1 to 1533 and encodes 510 amino acids. Gene Ontology annotation, biological process: protein histidyl modification to diphthamide. Lineage: Eukaryota; Fungi; Ascomycota; Sordariomycetes; Glomerellales; Glomerellaceae. Gene Ontology annotation, molecular function: 2-(3-amino-3-carboxypropyl)histidine synthase activity. The transcript has a single exon. The record is from RefSeq and is a predicted model, not a curated record.